This is a messenger RNA of Didymodactylos carnosus, 1068 nucleotides long. Lineage: Eukaryota; Metazoa; Rotifera; Eurotatoria; Philodinida; Philodinidae. The record is from the annotation of a GenBank genome assembly.
AUGCCAAAACGUUCCUUGGAAGAUAUGGAUGAAAAUGAAUUAGCUGAGAAAGUAGCUCAGCGAUGUUAUUCGUUAUUUUCGUCGUUACCUAAAACUGGAAAACCGACUGAACAUGAAUGGACUCAUUUAUCGUGUGUUGUAUGUGUCAACGAUGCUGGCCAAAUUGACGUUUUAUCAUUGGGUACUGGUACUAAAUGUUUAGGCAAAGAUCAACGAUGUUCAAAAGGUUUAUUAAUUCAAGAUCAACAUGCUGAAGUGAUAGCACGUCGAUGUUUUUUAAAAUAUUUGUAUAAACAAAUUGACUUAUUUAAAUCGAUCAAAAAAUCAGAUAUAAUUACAUCUGUCUGUGAACACAGCAAAAAGUUUGUUAUCAAUUCAUUAUUGAAAUUCUAUUUAUUCACUUCCCAUACACCAUGUGGUGAAGCUAGUAUAUUGACUGAUGAUGUAAAAAAAUGUAAAUUUAAUAAUCCAACGAAAUGUUUAUCAAAAGAAAAUGGUUUAUAUUUGAAACCGGGAAAAGGUUAUCAAACUGAUUCAUUAUCCUGUACAAAUAAAAUUAGACGAUGGUUACAGUUGGGUAUAGAAGGAUGUCUACUAUCUCAAUUAUUAUCAACACCGUUGUAUUUAGAUGGAAUUAUUAUUGGAAAAUGUUCAGCAAGAAACAUGGACACUUUAGAGUGCCUAUUUUCACCUUGUCAAAUUUUAUUUUCAAAUUCACAAUUUGAAUAUUCACCUGAAGCUGUUUCGGAAAAUAGUAAAUCAUGUUCAAAUUCGAUAGGAUGGAUUAGUGACGUUGAAUCAUUUGUAACAACUGAUGGAUACCUACUGGGAAAAACAAAAAAAGCAAGACUAGUAGAGAAACAUUCACCGCCAAUUUCGAAGUAUGCAUUAUUCAAAUCAUUUCUUCGUUUAAAACAGCUUAAUAAUUUUUCAACAUAUGCCGAAGCGAAAUUGGCCUGUAAAGACUAUAAUGUACGACGGCAACAAUUUAUGAUUAAAAAUCCAUCAUGGAUACAAACAAAUCCUCAACAAUAUUAUCAAAUUAAGAUUGAAGACGACGAAAAAUGA